Tripterygium wilfordii is the source of this 438-nucleotide messenger RNA. Its product is annotated as leucine-rich repeat extensin-like protein 5. The record is from RefSeq and is a predicted model, not a curated record. Bases 1 to 438 code for a protein of 145 amino acids. NCBI's taxonomy places the organism in Eukaryota, Viridiplantae, Streptophyta, Magnoliopsida, Celastrales, Celastraceae. The transcript is spliced from 3 exons.
AUGAUGGCAGUUCUUCAGAAUCUCCAAGGAGUAUAUUCAGUUGUGUUAGAGGGAGAUCAAGCAACAGUGAAGAUUAAAGGCACAGUAAGUCCAGAUUUUAUUUUGAGAGUUCUUGAAAGGAGUAGUAAACAUGGACAGGUUUCAAAUUUUAGGUUAGAUGGCCAAGUUGGGGUUAGAGGAAAUUAUUAUAAUGGACCAAAUGAUUAUCCCCCAUAUGAGCCCCCAUACCCACCAUACUUAAGAGGCCCAGGCCCAGACUAUCCAUACUACCCACCAGGCCCAGAAUAUCAAUACUACCCACAAGGCCUGUCCCUCCCACCACCACCACCCCUGCCGUAUGGUCUACUGCCUCCUCCUCCACCUUAUCCUCUGCCGUCGCCACCACGGCAUAAUUGUGUCAUGGCGUUGAGCAGUGAGGGUUGGGGAACAUUUCAAUAA